This is a messenger RNA of Strongylocentrotus purpuratus (purple sea urchin), 787 nucleotides long. Its product is annotated as plexin-A4-like. The coding region runs from base 11 to 787 and encodes 258 amino acids. The record is from RefSeq and is a predicted model, not a curated record. Gene Ontology annotation, cellular component: semaphorin receptor complex. Gene Ontology annotation, biological process: regulation of GTPase activity; regulation of cell migration; semaphorin-plexin signaling pathway involved in axon guidance. The transcript is spliced from 6 exons. Gene Ontology annotation, molecular function: semaphorin receptor activity. NCBI's taxonomy places the organism in Eukaryota, Metazoa, Echinodermata, Echinoidea, Camarodonta, Strongylocentrotidae.
UUAUUUUCAUAUGAUGAAUCAGGUUCUCACGUUGGGUUUAGUCAACUGUGGCCAGUACCAGAGCUGUGGGGAAUGCAUUGGUGAGGAAGGAGGAAAUGAUGGAGACCCUUACUGUGGAUGGUGUACUCUAGAUGCAAGAUGUACACGAUACGAGGCGUGCCCCUUCCCUGACGAGUCAACUCGGUGGUUAUCUUACAAUGCAUUGCAAUGUGUAUCCAUCUCAGAUGUCCAUCCUGAUCAUAGACUGCCUUAUCAAGAAACAGAACAAGAUAUCACCAUUACCGUUCAGCAGCUACCAGCUCUCAAAGCCAGCCAUCAAUACCAAUGUGCCUUCGACUCCUACCAGGUCAAUGCUGAUAUUGUCACUGCCAAUACAGUCAUGUGCGUUUCUCCUCCUGCGAGGGAAUUGCCUACGAUUCCAGGAGAAGCGGACCAUGUAACAUUGACACUUUCUAUUGUCUCAACGGAAACUGGAGUGAGCUUUGUGAGCACGGAUUUUAUAUCGUUUGACUGCACCCUUCUUAAAUCUUGUUCCUCUUGUGUGACAAGUCCUUGGUCAUGUGACUGGUGUGUUUAUGACAACAUGUGUACACAUGAUAGCAGCUCAUGUCAGCCGGGAGAAACAGUGGUGAUUGGAGAAAAUAACGACGUAGGUUUUGGAAACAAAGGCCAGAGUUAUUGCCCUCAGCUUUUGGCGACAUCAGAACGUUUUUUCAUACCAGUUAACAUUCCUUCUGGUUACUCACUUCUAGCAAAUAAUCUACCCACAGAGCAGACUAAGGUAUGA